Messenger RNA from Cuscuta epithymum, 1167 nucleotides. The record is from the annotation of a GenBank genome assembly. NCBI's taxonomy places the organism in Eukaryota, Viridiplantae, Streptophyta, Magnoliopsida, Solanales, Convolvulaceae.
CACCAAUUGGCAAACCAAGCCCCAAUUUAUAAAUCGAGCUCUUCACCCCCUAAUCAACUAGGGUUUAUCAGACACUUGAAGGCACCGUCUUCCAGGCGUAUCUUCCCACUAGCAGUCAAAAUGGUUAAGGGACGUCAAGGCGAGCGCAUCAGACUCUAUGUCAGGGGGACAGUCCUUGGUUACAAGAGAUCGAAGUCGAACCAGUAUCCAAGCACCUCAUUGGUUCAGAUUGAAGGAGUGAACACUAAGGAGGAAGUGGGUUGGUACCAGGGAAAGCGUAUGGCUUAUGUCUACAAGGCUAAGACAAAGAAGAACGGAUCUCACUACCGUUGCAUCUGGGGAAAGGUCAGUCGGCCUCAUGGAAACAGCGGUGUCGUAAGAGCUAAGUUCAAGUCCAACCUGCCGCCCAGAGCCAUGGGAAACAGUGUUAGGAUUUUCAUGUAUCCUAGCAAUAUCUAAGUGAAGAAGAUGAAGAAUAGGGUUACUGCUGCAGUGCUUCAAGGAGUCUACUCUUUAUUUAUAAAAUUUUCAGAGUUAAACUUCCUGUGUUUUUCAUAUUUACUAUUUAGACAUCGUUGUGUGUUGUAUGAACAAACACAUGGUCUAUUACAUCUGUCAUUUGACAUCCUUUUUAACUGCAAUAUCUAUUUUGAUCACAAAAGAACUUGAAGGCAUUUCUUCUGUUUUGUUCCAUUUAGAUCGUUCAUGACAGCAUUGUUUUCUACACAUCUUGAUUAUCAGUUGCUGCAUUGCGCCCUGUAUUUGACCUUUUUAAUCCCACCACCUCCCCCUGUUUCACUUUGAACUAUAGGAACCGCCGAACCGGCACUGGUCAGCCAAGAAUACUCUGGCUGUUGUAUAUUUGCGUAUUACUAAUAUGACUGAAACAUGAUAAGGUGACAUGCGUAUUAAGAAAAUGAACUGGUACAUGAGUUCAUCCCUCUGUUUACAUGAAAAGCCAUAUGGUUUGAUUGCAUUGUUUGUUUAGUGUUAAUAUUGAUGUUAACUAAGAGGGUAGAUUAGAGGAAUAAAAAGUGAAGCGACCGUUGCCUGACCUGGCAGCUUAUAGAUGAAGCUGCAGAUCUCUGAUAUAGCCUUUAGUUCACCCUGGCCUGUGCCUUAACUAUUUAGAAGGGCUGCACUUUGACUUUUAGACUUUACAAAAAC